CAUACUUUUGUUUUAGUAUAUUUACUUACUCAUUGUUAAGCUGUUGUAAACUACGAAAUCACUCAAAAUGAAGAUAUUCUUGAUUGCAUGCUUGUGCUUCAUGUUCGUCGCGAGAGGUUACGCGAUUCAAUGCUACACUUGUAUUAACUGUCGCGAUACCAAAAAUCUAGUUGCUUCUCAACUCGUGAACUGCUCUAGCUCAUUCAUGACGUGUCAAAAGACUUCCAUAAACGACGUUGUUACACGAACUUGUGGAGUCUCAACUACUACCGGAUGCAAUAAAGUCACUCUUGCUACUAUAACCACGGAAACUUGCAGCUGCAAAGGGGAUAAAUGCAACGGAGCUGGAACCGUGAAAUCGAGCAUCAUAAUUGGAUCCGUUAUCAGCCUCCUUGUUGCUAAAUUUCUUCUUUAGACAAGAAAUAACAAAAUUAAAUUUAAGUCGAUUAAAGUAUUGCAUAUGAAUUACAUUAUAGAAUAUAUAACAAACUUUUUACUUUUUUUUUCGAACAAAGAUUAAGAUACCCACUCAUGCUGCAUAUUCAAACGAUUCUACUUUUCGCAAGAAUCCUUGAUCUUAGUUGGCAUAUAGUCUACUCCAGGGAUGGACAAAUUAUGGCCCGCGGGCUCCCCAAGUAUUUUGUGCGGUUCCCUGCUCGACAAAAGUUGUAAAAAUUUCUUCCACUUACAUAAAAAUUUAGUUAUCUUUUAUUGAUUUAAAUUAUCUAAACUAUGAAUUUUAAAAUGAUAUUCAUGUUUUUUCGUCAUCGGUUUAGCAAUAUCAGUCACCAUUAAAUUUGACACUGUCAUAGCGAAUGGGAAUAGUGAUGUGACGUCAUAGUCAAUUUUUCAAAAAAAAAUUUAAAAACUCGAAAUUCGUUGUAACGCUAAGUUAUAAUAAACACUAUGUGACGAGCACCAUUUAGUGGAGCUUUGGCAACAAAACUGAAGACGUUUGUCACUCGCUGUUGUUGAGUUAUUGUAUUAUCAAGCUUGGUUAUACAUGAAUUAUAGAUUAAUUGAACGUAUACUUGUCUUUUACAAACUCCAAUACAGGAAGCGUUGCGUCUCAUGUUCGCCAUUUUAUUUUAAAAGAAAAGUAUUGCAAUGAGUCCGGAUAUUGCACCGGAUAUGUUUUUGAUAUCCCGAUUGUUCCUAAGUGUUUCUUUGUGAAACUAGAAAUUUAACUUUGCGUCCGGAUAUUUGGAGUAUCCGGUUUCAUUAUUUAAAUUGUUUGUUUCAUUUUUUCUCAUUUUGUGUAAACAAUAUAUUGAGCAAAAAUGCACUAUUUAUGACGUCAUAUUCUACGACUGAUUGAUUUUAUUACAUUUUUGAAUAAAUUGUUUUCAAUA
Molecule: messenger RNA, 1352 nt
Organism: Styela clava
Lineage: Eukaryota; Metazoa; Chordata; Ascidiacea; Stolidobranchia; Styelidae
Source: RefSeq, a predicted model, not a curated record